This is a messenger RNA of Carica papaya (papaya), 837 nucleotides long. RefSeq lists its product as uncharacterized. NCBI's taxonomy places the organism in Eukaryota, Viridiplantae, Streptophyta, Magnoliopsida, Brassicales, Caricaceae. Gene Ontology annotation, biological process: positive regulation of transcription by RNA polymerase II. Gene Ontology annotation, molecular function: DNA-binding transcription factor activity, RNA polymerase II-specific; cis-regulatory region sequence-specific DNA binding; protein dimerization activity. The record is from RefSeq and is a predicted model, not a curated record.
AUGGAACCUUCAACUCCAAACCUGAGCGCAAAACCCAUAAAGAAACGAAACCGAUCACUCCACUUCAUCUCCAACAAGGACGCGAGAAAAGCUAGUUUAAAAAAGAGACAACCGACUCUCAAACUUAAAGCUCAACAACUUUCAACACUAUGUGACGUCCCUGUUUGCUUGUUGUGCUUUGAUCCAGACGGUAAGCUUGAUACAUGGCCAGAAAACCAAGCGCAGGUGAGAGAAAUCAUUAUGAAUUACAAGAAUAGUAUUGAUCCUGAUGAUCGGGCAGGAAAAGGGAGUGAACACAUGGAUCUUUUGUCUUUCUUGGAAGCCAAGAAGAAAAGGCUUGAAGAAGAGAAGAACGAGAUUAAUAGACUGAAGGAGACAGAUAGUAGUUGGGAUCACAGGCUUGAUGAAUUGCCGGAGGCAGAGUUGAUUAAUCUGGUUGGUCGCUUGGAUUCCACCCUGCAAAGAUUGAGAGAAAGAAGAGAUCACUUGCUUCAUAACAAUAAUCAUCCAUCUGAUAAUUUUACAGUAACUGGGUGUAAUGAGAAUCUGGGUAGCCUGCAAAGUUUUGGUUCAGCGUAUGAGAAUAUCAACAAUGGCGGCUCUGGUUAUAAUUUUGUUCCCAGUGGCGAUAUGCAGGUGAUGCUUGAAUACCAGUCGAUGGUAACGCCAUUGCAUGAAGCUUUGCUGCCUUUGUUUCCUAAUAAUCCGGCAAUGCUAAUGAUGCCGCCUCGAGCAGCUUUGCCACCAUUGUUUCCUAAUAAUCCAGCGACGCUAAUGGCGCCUCCUCAAGCCGCUUUGCCACUUUCAUGGUGGCCGCCGCAUGCAGCAGGAAACUAA